AUGCCCCUCAUCCAGGAAUCCUACGACCAUCUCCCUUACGUCGAUACGGAGCUCUCAGCUGCGAGCCUGGUCGCAGCCAGACACGCUAUCAACGCCGACAUCAGAGCCGCGGGCGUAGACACCACAGACAUGCAUCCGGCGCUUAUACCAGCAGCCACGAAAUACACACCCACCUUUUCCGACUUCAUCACGCGCGAGCAUGCGCGCCUCGACGACCACCCUACGUCGAAGCUGUCUGGCGUUGAUUUGAAGCGCUAUGAGGAUCUCGAUGCGCCCGAGAGCACGACCCCGACUAGCGACGAGGAGAGGCCGGAGUUGCUGGAGCGGUGGAACAAGGCGCUGAAGCAGGCGUAUACGAGCUCGGAGUAUGUGCAGGGCAGGCUGACGCAGUUGGGGCUGUUGGAGAAGUUUGGGAAGAACGCUUGGUUGGUGGGUAACUCGCAGCUGGAGGAUAUACUCAAGGGCGUCGAGGCUGAGCUGGCGGGUUUGGGCAAGCAGCAGGAGGAGGUGGAGAUGGCGAGGAGGUCGCAGCAAGACAGCGCGGGUGCUGAGCUCAAGACGCUCGAGGAGACGUGGAAGAAGGGUGUAGGAAGAGUGCUGGAGACCGAAGUCGCGGCUGAAGGGUUGAAGCUGCAGAUUCUGGAGAAGCGAAGGGCAGGCGCAGUUUGA
This is a messenger RNA of Alternaria novae-zelandiae, 669 nucleotides long. RefSeq lists its product as uncharacterized. Gene Ontology annotation, biological process: mRNA processing. The transcript is spliced from 2 exons. The record is from RefSeq and is a predicted model, not a curated record. Gene Ontology annotation, cellular component: precatalytic spliceosome; Prp19 complex; catalytic step 2 spliceosome. NCBI's taxonomy places the organism in Eukaryota, Fungi, Ascomycota, Dothideomycetes, Pleosporales, Pleosporaceae. Bases 1 to 669 code for a protein of 222 amino acids.